Molecule: messenger RNA, 9203 nt
Organism: Sus scrofa (pig)
Lineage: Eukaryota; Metazoa; Chordata; Mammalia; Artiodactyla; Suidae
Gene: CAND1
Product: cullin associated and neddylation dissociated 1
Biological process (GO): SCF complex assembly
Source: RefSeq, a predicted model, not a curated record
GCGUGGGGGUCCUCCGUGAACCCUGACCUGAGCUCUGGGUAAGCGUCCCGCGUCUACUACCCCCGCCCCCGGAGCGAAGGAGGCGGGUUUUGGCCUCUUGCCCUGUGGAGGGAGUGGGAGCGAGACAGGCCCGAGUGGAAGUGUCUGGCUCCCCGGAGCGGCCCUGCAGUAUUCCUCGCUGCCCAUGAGCUCGUUCUCCAGCGAGCAGCGCCGUCGUUAGGCCAGCCGGGUAGCCUCUGCUUCCCCCGGGACAGGCCCACGCCUCGUCGGGGAGGGGGCAGCCUGUCGAGGCGCCUCCCUAGUCAGCGUCUGCGUCGCGCUGCGACCCUGGAAGCGGGAGCCGCCGCGAGCGAGAGGAGGAGCCCCAGCGGCGGCAGCGGGCAGGAGCACCAGCAGCGCCAGCGGGCGGGAUCGAGGCCGUCAACAUGGCGAGCGCCUCGUACCACAUUUCCAAUUUGCUGGAAAAAAUGACAUCCAGCGACAAGGACUUCAGGUUUAUGGCUACAAAUGACUUGAUGACAGAACUGCAGAAGGAUUCCAUCAAGUUGGAUGAUGACAGUGAAAGGAAAGUUGUGAAAAAUUUGAAGUUACUGGAAGAUAAAAAUGGAGAGGUACAGAAUUUAGCCGUCAAAUGUCUUGGCCCUUUAGUGAGUAAAGUGAAAGAAUACCAAGUAGAGACAAUUGUAGAUACCCUCUGCACUAACAUGCUUUCUGAUAAAGAACAACUUCGAGAUAUUUCAAGUAUUGGCCUUAAAACAGUAAUUGGAGAACUUCCUCCAGCUUCCAGUGGCUCUGCGUUAGCUGCUAAUGUAUGUAAAAAAAUUACUGGGCGUCUUACCAGUGCAAUAGCAAAGCAGGAAGAUGUCUCUGUUCAGCUAGAAGCCUUGGAUAUUAUGGCUGAUAUGUUGAGCAGGCAAGGAGGACUUCUUGUUAAUUUCCAUCCUUCAAUUCUGACCUGUCUGCUCCCCCAGUUGACCAGCCCUAGACUUGCAGUGAGGAAAAGGACCAUUAUUGCUCUUGGCCAUUUGGUUAUGAGCUGUGGAAAUAUAGUUUUUGUAGAUCUUAUCGAACAUCUGUUGUCAGAGUUGUCCAAAAAUGAUUCCAUGUCAACAACAAGAACCUACAUACAGUGUAUUGCUGCUAUUAGUAGGCAAGCUGGUCAUAGAAUAGGUGAAUACCUUGAGAAGAUAAUUCCUUUGGUGGUAAAAUUUUGUAAUGUAGAUGACGAUGAAUUAAGAGAGUACUGCAUUCAAGCCUUUGAAUCAUUUGUGAGAAGAUGUCCUAAGGAAGUAUAUCCUCAUGUUUCUACCAUUAUAAAUAUAUGUCUUAAAUAUCUUACCUAUGACCCAAAUUAUAAUUACGAUGAUGAAGAUGAAGAUGAAAACGCCAUGGAUGCGGAUGGCGGUGAUGAUGAUGACCAAGGGAGUGAUGAUGAAUACAGUGACGAUGAUGACAUGAGUUGGAAAGUGAGACGUGCAGCUGCUAAGUGCUUGGAUGCUGUAGUUAGCACAAGGCAUGAAAUGCUUCCAGAAUUCUACAAGACCGUCUCUCCUGCAUUGAUAUCCAGAUUUAAAGAGCGUGAAGAGAAUGUAAAGGCAGAUGUUUUUCAUGCAUACCUUUCUCUUUUGAAGCAAACUCGUCCUGUGCAAAGUUGGCUGUGUGACCCUGAUGCAAUGGAACAGGGAGAAACACCUUUAACAAUGCUUCAGAGUCAGGUUCCCAACAUUGUUAAAGCUCUGCACAAACAGAUGAAAGAAAAAAGUGUGAAGACCCGACAGUGUUGUUUUAACAUGUUAACUGAACUGGUAAAUGUAUUACCUGGGGCCCUAACACAACACAUUCCUGUACUGGUACCAGGAAUCAUUUUCUCACUGAAUGAUAAAUCAAGCUCAUCAAAUUUGAAGAUUGAUGCUUUGUCCUGUCUAUAUGUAAUCCUCUGUAACCACUCUCCUCAAGUCUUCCAUCCUCAUGUUCAAGCUUUGGUCCCUCCAGUGGUGGCUUGUGUUGGAGAUCCAUUUUACAAGAUAACAUCUGAAGCACUUCUUGUUACUCAACAGCUUGUCAAAGUAAUUCGUCCUUUAGAUCAGCCUUCCUCAUUUGAUGCAACUCCUUACAUCAAAGAUCUAUUUACCUGUACCAUUAAGAGGUUAAAAGCAGCCGACAUUGAUCAGGAAGUCAAGGAAAGGGCUAUUUCCUGUAUGGGACAAAUUAUUUGCAACCUUGGAGACAACUUGGGUUCUGACUUGCCUAAUACACUUCAGAUUUUCUUGGAGAGACUAAAGAAUGAGAUUACUCGGUUAACUACAGUGAAGGCCUUGACGCUGAUAGCUGGGUCGCCUUUGAAGAUAGAUUUGCGGCCUGUCCUGGGAGAAGGGGUUCCUAUCCUUGCUUCGUUUCUCAGGAAAAACCAGAGAGCUUUGAAACUGGGUACCCUUUCUGCUCUAGAUAUUCUAAUUAAAAACUAUAGUGACAGCUUGACAGCUGCCAUGAUUGAUGCAGUUCUAGAUGAGCUCCCUCCUCUUAUCAGUGAAAGUGAUAUGCAUGUUUCACAGAUGGCUAUCAGUUUUCUUACCACACUGGCAAAAGUGUAUCCUUCCUCCCUUUCAAAGAUAAGUGGAUCCAUUCUCAAUGAACUCAUUGGACUUGUUAGGUCACCUUUAUUGCAGGGGGGAGCUCUUAGUGCCAUGCUAGACUUUUUCCAAGCUCUGGUUGUCACUGGAACAAAUAAUCUAGGAUACAUGGAUUUGUUGCGUAUGCUGACCGGUCCAGUUUACUCUCAGAGCACAGCUCUUACUCAUAAGCAGUCUUAUUAUUCCAUUGCCAAAUGUGUAGCUGCUCUUACUCGAGCAUGCCCUAAAGAAGGACCAGCUGUAGUCGGUCAGUUUAUUCAAGAUGUCAAGAACUCAAGGUCUACAGAUUCUAUUCGCCUCUUAGCUCUGCUUUCUCUUGGAGAAGUUGGGCAUCAUAUUGACUUAAGUGGGCAGCUCGAACUAAAAUCGGUGAUAUUAGAAGCCUUCUCAUCUCCUAGUGAAGAAGUCAAAUCAGCUGCAUCCUAUGCAUUAGGCAGCAUUAGUGUGGGCAACCUUCCUGAAUAUCUACCAUUUGUCUUACAAGAAAUAACCAGUCAACCCAAAAGGCAGUAUCUUCUGCUUCAUUCCUUGAAGGAAAUUAUUAGCUCUGCAUCAGUGGUGGGCCUAAAACCCUAUGUUGAAAACAUUUGGGCCUUAUUGCUAAAGCACUGUGAGUGUGCAGAAGAAGGAACCAGAAAUGUUGUUGCUGAAUGUCUAGGCAAACUCACUCUAAUUGAUCCAGAAACCCUCCUUCCAAGGCUAAAGGGGUACUUAAUAUCAGGCUCAUCAUAUGCCCGAAGCUCAGUGGUUACAGCUGUGAAGUUUACUAUUUCUGAUCAUCCACAACCUAUUGAUCCACUAUUAAAGAACUGCAUAGGUGAUUUCCUAAAGACGUUGGAAGACCCAGAUUUGAAUGUAAGAAGAGUAGCCUUGGUCACAUUCAACUCAGCAGCACAUAAUAAGCCAUCGUUAAUAAGAGAUCUUCUAGAUACUGUUCUUCCACAUCUUUAUAAUGAAACAAAAGUUAGAAAGGAGCUUAUAAGAGAGGUAGAGAUGGGUCCAUUUAAGCAUACAGUUGAUGACGGCCUGGAUAUUAGAAAGGCAGCAUUUGAGUGUAUGUACACCCUUCUAGACAGUUGUUUGGAUAGACUUGAUAUCUUUGAAUUUCUAAAUCAUGUUGAAGAUGGUUUGAAGGACCACUAUGAUAUUAAGAUGCUAACAUUUUUAAUGUUGGUGAGACUCUCUACCCUUUGUCCAAGUGCAGUACUGCAGAGGUUGGACCGACUUGUUGAGCCAUUGCGUGCUACAUGUACAACUAAGGUAAAAGCAAACUCAGUAAAGCAGGAGUUUGAAAAGCAAGACGAACUAAAGCGAUCUGCCAUGAGAGCAGUAGCAGCACUGCUAACCAUUCCAGAAGCAGAGAAGAGUCCACUGAUGAGUGAAUUCCAGUCACAGAUCAGUUCUAACCCUGAGCUGGCAGCCAUCUUUGAAAGUAUCCAAAAAGAUUCAUCAUCCACUAACUUGGAAUCAAUGGACACUAGUUAGAUGUUUGUUCAACAUGGGGACCAUUACAUUGACCAUACGAUGCACUGAAUUGACAGGUUAAUCAUAAGACAUGGAACGAGAAAUGUCUAAAAGCUUCAAAAUAUUCCACUUUUUUCCUUCAUGGAGACAGUUUGGCUUUUUUCCAUUGUUGUUUUUGUAGCAUUUAUUUCAGAAAUAUGUAUUUCCAUAAUCCAGAAGUUGUAAAACCACUAAUGUUUUAGUGGUUAGGGCAACAUUUAAAAUGGAAAUCAAAAGUUAGGAUUUAUGGAAUAUGGAAAUAGAGUCCAGUAUCUAUUUUACCCUGUAAUGUUUAGGAUUAAAAUGUUAAAAUUUUGUGACCAUGAAUUUCUUUCUUUUAUAAAUUUUCUCUUAUUUAAAAAUCAAAAAUUCUGCAAGACAAAAACCAUGUUUCUUUUUCCUGUAUAACUUUUUUGUUUCAGCAACAUAAACUGAUUUUUAGCUGGCAGACAAGAAUAGCUGUGUAAGAUUACUUUUCAGAGGGUUUGGCAGUUUAAAAGAGAAUAAGGUAUCAUUUUUUUAGGUAUGGGGAUUAACAAUAUCCCUGUUGCGCACACUAAUUUUGCAUGAGCAAGUUUACAAAUACGUAUUGUCUGUAAAGCAGCAUGUGCAGAUUAUUCAUAAUACAAAAGUUAAAAUAAGUAUUAUUGUAUUAGUGCAAUUUUCAGAUAUUUAUUUUUGCACAGAAAACACAUAUCUGGAGAGAGAGAAAGGAGUAAAUUUUUGAAACUUUGGUUUUCUUAAUGCCAGUGUGAAUUUGCAGAUGUUUUCAGCAAAUCAAGUCACAAUAACAAUUUGCCACUUUUUCUAUUAUAAAUUUUCUUAUACAUUUAAAAAUCGAAUAUUUAAGUACUCAGUUUUUCUCAGUUACCCAUUUGUGUGUGUGUGUUUCCAUUUAGAAAUUCUUAAAGCCAGAUCUUUCUUUCAUUUCCUUUGGAUCCCUACAUUCCUCAUUGAGGGAUUCAGAUAACUGUGUAUGCCUUUGAAUUUUAUUUUAAGGAAAAUUCUGAAGCUAUCAGAUUUUAUUAGCUAAUAAUAUUUUCGUUUAGUUGAGUUAGAUUUUCCAGUCUGUCUUUUAGAGUUAAUUUACAUAUUGUAUUUGGUAAGCGUUGACUACUUUUUCCUGUUAAGGGGUCUGUGCUGGGGGGAACAAAGCUUUGCAGUACCUUAUAUUAUAGUUAAAUUUUUAUUUAACAUAUCCAUCAGUGAGCUCAUUUCACACUGUAGCCUCUUCCUUCAAAUUUGUGGUGCUCCUGUAACAGUAAGAACUAACUUCUGAAAUAAAAGACAUCUCCUAAUGCUGUGCAAACAUAGUUUACAUGUAUUGAAGGAGGCAGUUGUUAAAUUGACCGAUUUUAAGCAUUCAGAUAUUUGAAAACUGUACCCUUUAUUUUUUGAAACUGUGAAUUAGAAACAUUUUUCCUGCUGUAUUGCCUGCUUUAACAUUCAAAUAUGCAGUGAUUUUAAUUGAUAGCAUACUGUGGUUAUUAGAUUAACAGCUUGACUUCAGAUAUUCAGAUGAUAAUGCAUAAGGCAUCAUUACCAGUAGGGCUUUUGACUAGUACAUUGACAUGGAACAUUACAUGAUGUUGGUGCCAUUUCAAAAUGUGGCAGGUGAUAAUCUUAUACCAUAAUUUGCAUAAAACUGUAGUAGAAAUUUAUUUUGAGAUGUUAGUAUAUAAUGUACUAUGCAUUACCGUGGUAUAGAUGUUGUGGAUAUUUAAGUAUUUGGUUACAUGGUUUCACAAUAAAUUACAAUACUGCAGGCUCUAGGACCAAAUAGGAGACUGACAUGCUAUAUGUUGUGUGAAUGUGAAUGUCUUAGUUAAUUGUCUAAAGUUAAAUCCAAACACUUUUUAUGUAGUGGAUUUCUCUUUCAUCUUUUAACUUCUGAAAAGCUUAUAGGUUUUUUUUUUUUUUGAGUCUUGCAAAAUGGCUAGUUUUUCUAAUAUAGCUGAAACUAUCUUUUAACAAAAGAAAUAGAUUCUGCUCCUUUCUAGUAGUAGAUAAUGGUUUGUUUAUAUAUAUAUAAUAUACAUAUAUAUUAUAUGUAUAUAUUCACAUAUAUUAUAAAAUUAGUAAAAGAAUACUCAGAUUUUAUAUGCUGAGUCAUACUGGUUAAUUUCAUACUUUCUAGUGGUGAUGUCCUGCCAUUGGAAUGGAAGUUGCAAGUGUGGGGUUAAGUCAUAAUCUGCCACUCAUACUGCUUUCCGGUCUUUUUAAACAUUAGGAAGUUCUGCUUAGCAAUUCUGCAUAUGUGGUAGUCCCUCAGGAGAUCUUUAAUAGUAAGAGAACAGCUGUUUGCUAAUUUUCUUGAGGACAUUUAAAUUGUUCAGAUCUACUUGAUUUCUUUUUAAAGAAAGCUCAAUAUGGGAUUGUGUUUUGAGGUUACAUUAUUUUAUGAAACUAAGGCAGAAAGGAAAUUUUGUAUGGCAAGGUCUGACCCAAACAUUUAUAGAGUAAGUAGCAGUGAAUAAUUUUUAAAAUAGUGGUCAUGUAAAGCUGCUUAACCACCCGGAAUUAGAAUUCUUAAAAGGUUGGAGUAUGGUGACUUCAACAGAUGUUUGAAUGUUUACAUAAUUUUUAUGUAUCCAUAGGUAACCAAAUCAUUUUUUUUACACUUUUGUUGCAUAAGAAAGAAAUAACAGAGGGGUAUAUCUAAUUUAACCAGAUUUAAGUGAUGUUCUGAUAUCGUUAUAUCUAGCUCAGUUUCAGAUAUAUGAAUGUGAUUAUGUAGGCAUGAUUAAAAUUCAAAAUAAUGAAAUAUACAAAAUCCUCAGUCAUCAAAAAAUUCAAUUAACUGGUUAAUAAGCCUUGUAAGGCGAGUUUAGCCACAUGAUAGAGUAUAUACUAAUACUUCACAAUUUUUAAAAAGUUGAAUUAACAUUUUUCUGCCCAAAUUUUAUCAAAAAUUUCAGUGAAAAGUAACUGCCAAUCUCUUAAGAGCAGAAUGGCACAGUGGAAGUGUGCUGGGCCCAUAACUGCCAGUUUCUAGAUAAUAUUUUGUUAUUAAAGAGCUUAAAAUUUUGAUCAAGUAAAUUUGGAUUCUAGCUCUAUCUUACACCAAAUCCUAAUUUUCAAACCACUGCCAUCCCAGAUUCAUGUCUGUUUUUGAGAUUUUAUUUGACCCUCUGUGGAAUGGAAAACAGACAGUAACAGCAACAGUUAGUUCAUUUUACAGUUUGGGAAAAGGAUAGUCUGGUUUUAACUCACUUUUCCAAUUAAGUUAAAAAAAAAAAAAAAGCCUUUGGCUACAAACCAGAACUCAUUGGACUAACUUGGUGGCAGGCUGCCAAAAGCUCACCAGAUAAGGCCAUUUUCUUAAGAAACUUGCACAAUGAAAUUACAUAUUUCCACUUCACAGUACAGUAAGUUGUUAAUGUCUCUGGAUGAUUUUUAGUAGAGGAAGUCUUAAUACCCUGACUUCUUUGUACUUUUAAUUCUGAUUUUAAAUGAUUAUCCCGUGAUUGUUUUGGCAGUUGAAUGGCUUCACUUACAUCUUAGAUGAGAAAAAGCUAUCUGAACUGAAAUUCUCUAUUAGGAUAUACUGGAAUUAGUGUAUUUAGCCACUAUCAGUAACUAAUGGUUGAUGCACAUGGAUUUUAUUCUAGAAUGUUCUCUCAAGACAAAUCUGAAGAAUUGUAUUUCAGAACUGGUUAAUGUAUACCAUGGUAAUUUCAUGAUUUAAUAGCUUGUAAUAAUCCUAAUUACUUUGAAAAGCUGUUUGACUUGUUUCAUAGACAUUUCACUUUUAAUGUAAACCCAACUGCUUACUUAGGUAAGGGCAGCUAAAUGUGUGUUCUGGUAGCUUACUCUAAUCCUAAUGUAGGAUUUUUUUAAAGACACCAGAUGUGUACUUUGCUUGGAAUCAUUACCAUCAGUGAAUGAGAUUAGGCUUUCCUAAAGGGUCUGGAAAUAAACUCCUACUAGUUUCUUAUUCUAGAAAUAAAGCUCAUGCUUUCCUCCAGAAUUUAGCAGACUUUGGUAGAAAAACAUGUUCUGUUUAGAUCAGGAUUUCUCACCUAUGACACUGACAUUUUGGACUGAAAAAAUUCCGUGUCAUGGGGGGCUGCCUUGUACAUUGUAGCAUCCCUGGCCUCUUCCCACUUAAAAUACCAGAUGUACCACCCCCAGUUGUGACAACCAGAACUGUCUCCAGAUAUUGCCAAAUGUCCCCAGUAGAAUAGGGGUGAGAGGGAGAGUGCAAAGUUGUCCCAGUUGAGAAUCACUAUUUUAGAGAGAUUUUUGUUUCUUGUUAGCAGCUAUAACCAACUGAGAUUCUAUACAUGUAGAAGUUUUCAGACAUUCUUAAGUGUCAGUUCUUCAUCUUCCUAACUUAAAAAUACUGCUGCUUACCAACUUACUUUGUCCCACCAAUUAAUUAGAACUAUCAUGAUUUAUGGAAAAUAGGUUUCUACUCUGUGUACUACCUCCUCUGACUUAAAUGGAUGGUCUUUAUUAAACCCUUUAACAUACUGUUUUUUUGGCCAUAAAAUACUUUCUCAUUCUUAAAAUAUAUAGAUGUAUAGAAGGGGCUUAUAUACAGGGGAAUAUGAGCCAGUGUGAGUGCUUUGCAAUUGAUGUACUAUAUAAAAAAGAAGCUGGAACAUCUUACUUAAGUAGAUUUUCAAGAUUAUUCAUUUACACUCUUGAACAGUUUCUUAAUUUAUUUCUGGAACUAAAGACUUGUUUCCCAGUGCAGGUAAUUUCCUAUUUAGCUGUAAUAUUUAAAGACAUGCCAAACAGUGAUUUGUGUGUGUGUGUGUAAUUUAUAUAUAUAUAUACAUAUAUAUAUAUUUGAACUUAAUGUAACUAUUAAAAAACUGACUCUAGCAGAUUUUUGCUAUUUUUCUAGGAUUAGUUGAUGUCUGGAGAAAAUAAAAUCUCUUAUGAAUCUUGAUAGCCACACAUGAGAUUUUAAAGACUGAUGGUGGUAGCAAGUGACAGAAAAACCAUCAUAAAUUGCCUGUUCUUUGAAACAAAACGACUGAGUUGUCUUUCAAGCUUUUGAACCAUUUCAAUCCCACUUAGCAGAAAUGGUGUAAACAAAUAAAAGUUAUUUUCCUUUUA